AUCAGUUCCGUGCUUAGCUUUUCAUAGCAUAGUUCAAUUAACAAACAAACGAUUUUCGGUUAAUCAAAGUAUUCCUAAGGAUUAACAACUAUCAGGAUUAUUUUAUUGUGUUCAAACAUUUAAUUUAGAAUGAAAAUGCGUGCUUUUUAUUUGUUUUCUUGUUUGGCUGUGGCCAGUGUAAUGGCUCGCCCCGAACCACCAGUAUAUAUGGGAUUACAACAACAAAAUCAAAGAGCUUUACCUUUGAAUGCACAUGCUGCUAAGCCUCAUGUUUACCAGCAAUUGCCCCAAGAACAUAGCUUUGCCAAUUUCGCUGCCCCCGCCCCCACUUAUGGUGCUCCAGCUGUUGCCCCCUCUUCUGAUUCUUUGACUCAAUCUAACCCUGAAACACCUGCUGUGGACAUGCCUCAAGAGGAUUCUUAUAAAGCUGCUUAUCGUCAUUCCACCUCUCAACAACAUCAAACUGGUUAUGACAAUGGACCUACCGAAACUCAAGUGCACAAACACAUUUAUGUUCAUGUGCCCCCCAAAGAUUUCGAAGAGGAAGAAGCCAUGCAACCCCGUGUAGUUCAUGAAGGUGGUCCCAAGCAAAAACACUACAAGAUUGUCUUCAUCAAGGCUCCCUCAGCACCUGCCAUGCGUGCUCCCAUUGUACCACCUGCACCACAAAACGAAGAAAAGACUCUUAUCUAUGUAUUGCACAAGAAACCAGAAGCUCAACCCGAUAUUGUCAUUCCCACACCAGCUCCCACCAAACCCUCCAAACCUGAAGUAUACUUCAUCAAGUACAAGACCAAGAAGGAAGAAGCUCCCGUCUAUGGUCCACCACCAGCCACCAAUGAAGUUGAACCUCGUCAGAUUGCUGAAGCUCCUGCUAGUGAAGGUAACGAUUUUAUGCCUAUGGAUCUUGGUCAAUACGAAAUGGUUCCUACUACCCAACAACCCCAAUACGAAGAGGAACAACAGCAACAACAGGUUCAACCUCAAUAUACUAACGAAGAACCACCCUCUGCUGCUGGUGCUGAACUCUAUAAUGCUCCCUCUACGAACAAUUUCGUAAACGAAGAGCCCCAACCCACUGCUGCUGCUGAGCCCCUCAAUCAAUAUUUGCCUCCUGAAACUACUCCAGCUCCCAUUGUUGUAGAAGAAAUGGAAGAACCCGCUCAUGUGCCAGCUGCCACUUAUGGUGUUCCCAACCAAAGCCGCUAUUUCCUUAAGAAGAGGAAGUAAAUGUUGCCAUAAUUAGUGUUGAGUCUAUAUAAUGACUUAUUAGCCAAUUUUUUUAUUAUUGUUUUCUUGUUAUUAUUUUUUUGUUGUUAUAACUUUGUUAAAUAUUUAGGUUGUUUUUUCUUAUCAAAUUUCGUUCAUCAUUUACAUCUAAAUAUUUUUAUAAAUUCAUAAAUUGUUUGAACAUUACAUAAAUAUUUUAUACAUAAAGCACAUACAUUUUACUAUUAAAUACGUCUUUAAAUAAAGAAUUUUAAAUAUUAUUAGAAA
Molecule: messenger RNA, 1497 nt
Organism: Lucilia sericata (common green bottle fly)
Lineage: Eukaryota; Metazoa; Arthropoda; Insecta; Diptera; Calliphoridae
Product: fibrous sheath CABYR-binding protein
Exons: 2
Coding region: 130-1230 (366 amino acids)
Source: RefSeq, a predicted model, not a curated record